Molecule: messenger RNA, 1224 nt
Organism: Oppiella nova
Lineage: Eukaryota; Metazoa; Arthropoda; Arachnida; Sarcoptiformes; Oppiidae
Source: the annotation of a GenBank genome assembly
ACGGGACCUAAAGGUGUGAUCAAAGACUGGCAAAGAUAUAAACAGUUCGAGUCGGAGAAGAGGGAGUCGGACGAGAGGGAGAAGUUAGAGCUCAUGAAGAAGUUGUCGAUCACUUGUCGCUCGCAUCUGGAGGAAGAGUUGGCCAAAAAGGCGGCGAACCAGAGCUCCGGCGGCGACAAUGAGGACGAGUUCGGCGACGACAUGAACGACCCCUUCCUCAAGGAGUAUAUGAUUAAACGGAUGAAGGAAAUGAUGGAACAGAUCGACAGCGACGGUAAGGAGCGGCCGGUGUUCGGGAAGCUACUGGUGCUCAACUCGGGCGCAGAGUUCUUGGAGGCCAUCGACAAGGAGAUGAAGUUCGUGACCAUUAUCUGCCAUAUAUUCACGAAUAACAUCCAGGAGUGCAUUGAUAUGAACGGAUGUCUCGACUGUUUGGCCAAACAGUACGCGAACGUUAAGUUCUGCGCCAUCGAGGCGUCCAUCGCAGGGAUGAGCAAACAUUUUUCCAAGAGUGGAGUUCCAGCACUUCUAGUCUAUAAGGCGGGCAACCUAUUGGCCAACUUUGUCCGAUUGGGCGACGAGUUCAGUGACCGCUUCUUCGCGGUAGACGUCGAGAGAUUUCUUGUCGAGUCAGUCGCUGUUGUUUUGCUAAUACAUGGAGUACUGAAUGAGAGCCUAAUACCCAACAUCAUAACCACCCGAACCUCUCGGAUCAGAGAGGGGGCCAUCGAUAAUGAAGACGACGACAGUGAUUAACGUCAGCCACGCCUCCCAUUCCACGUUUAGAUCAAUUUAAUUGAACACUAUUUGCAACAAACAUACGAUACUUAUUGACCAAACAAAUGGAGAUUUUGUUUUAUUGUCUGAAAACGUGUUUAGUUUCGAUUUGAUUGCAGUUUUAGGGAUUAAAAAUGUGUUUAGUUUAUGGCAGUAAUAAUGAUUGGUUUUUAAAUAUCGAUUUCUGUAUGUCGUUCCCGUAAUUACGGUAUUGAAUUCAUUUUUGAAUCGAUAGGAGCCGUACAUUAGAGUCAGAACGUCGUGAACCAAUAAACAGGGUCUCUAUGUCUGUGCCAUCACUUGUGAUUUCAAACACCUAUUGAACAAUACUUUCAUUAUUCCCGACAAACAAACAUGACUUAAGAAUAACUCAUAAUUUCAUUAUUUAUUAUUAAAUAUCUCUUUACGUGUCAAUCAUUUAUUUACAAUACGUUUUUAUAUACAGAC